GCGGCACGACCUGGCGCGCUUGCUGCGGGAGGGCGGCGGCCUCGCCCGGAUCCCCGGCUUCCUCCCCGACGGCGUGGCCCGGCGGGCCCGCGCGGCGCUGCUGGAGGCGCCUGCGAGGCGGUGGGAGCGCACCUCGACGGCGGAGACUCGGGCUACGCCGACAGCAUCCCCCACGACUUCCGCCUCCUGGAGGUCGAGGGCGACGGCGUCCUGCUGGGCGUGGCCCGGCUGCUCUGGAGGUUAGUGCCGCACUCGCUGCCGAAUUUCACGGCAGCGAUGUACGGGCCCGCGGACCACAUAGCCCCGCACGAUGACUCGGUCCGCGAGCAGUACACGUGGCAGGAGGUGGUCGAGCUGGCAAAGAAUUAUAGCACAUCGUCGCAGAAGUGCGACCAGUUCGGUCUGAGUCCCUGGGCAGGCUCGAGGGCCUUCAGGAGGGACACGGCAGCCGUGUACUACCUGACCGACGACUGGCCCGAAGACAUUGGCGGACUCUUCGUCGACCUCGAGUCUGGCGAGAAGAUCAAGCCCGAGUUCAACACCCUGCUGGUGUUCUCCGUCCCGCGCAU
Prorocentrum cordatum is the source of this 569-nucleotide messenger RNA. NCBI's taxonomy places the organism in Eukaryota, Dinophyceae, Prorocentrales, Prorocentraceae. The record is from the annotation of a GenBank genome assembly.